Mus musculus (house mouse) is the source of this 1615-nucleotide messenger RNA. RefSeq names its product transmembrane protein 121 (gene Tmem121). The record is from RefSeq and is a predicted model, not a curated record. Bases 256 to 1212 code for a protein of 318 amino acids. The transcript is spliced from 2 exons. NCBI's taxonomy places the organism in Eukaryota, Metazoa, Chordata, Mammalia, Rodentia, Muridae. Gene Ontology annotation, cellular component: membrane.
AGCGCGGGAUGCGAACGGCGGGACAGCAGGAGGCGGGUGGCUGAGCCAAGCGGGUCGGCAGAGCUGGGCGGUUCCGAGCUCGCCGGCCGGGAGCAGCAGCGCUCUCCGGGCAAGUGGACAAGCCCCGCGCCCCGCUGCGCUGCGCCAUGCCGGAGGGCUGAGCUUUGGGGCCCGCUGCUCUUUGGGACACAGCAGGACCUCGUCCCUUGGCGCCUUGGGACUGCGCGCGCCAGGGCGGAGCCCGGGCCGCUGACCAUGGUGCUGCCUCCUCCAGACCGGCGCCACGUGUGCCUGACCACGCUGGUGAUCAUGGGCAGUAUGGCCGUCAUGGACGCAUACCUGGUGGAGCAGAACCAGGGCCCGCGCAAGAUUGGCGUGUGCAUAAUUGUGUUGGUAGGCGAUGUGUGCUUCCUGCUGGUGCUGCGCUAUGUGGCCGUGUGGGUGGGGGCCGAGGUUCGCACGGCCAAGCGUGGCUACGCUAUGAUCCUCUGGUUCCUCUACAUCUUCGUGCUGGAGAUCAAGCUCUAUUUCAUCUUUCAGAACUACAAGGCUGCGCGGCGCGGAGCGGCCGACCCAGUGGCUCGCAAGGCGUUGACACUGCUACUGUCUGUGUGCGUGCCAGGCCUGUUCCUGUUGCUUGUGGCACUAGACCGCAUGGAAUAUGUGCGCACCUUCCGAAAGCGCGAGGACCUGCGGGGCCGCCUCUUCUGGGUGGCUUUGGAUCUGCUGGAUCUGCUGGACAUGCAGGCCAACCUCUGGGAGCCGCCACGCACUGGGUUGCCACUGUGGGCCGAAGGCCUCACCUUUUUCUAUUGCUAUAUGCUGCUGUUGGUGCUGCCCUGCGUAGCGCUCAGCGAGGUCAGCAUGCAAGGGGAGCACAUCGCACCGCAGAAGAUGAUGCUGUACCCGGUGCUCAGCCUCGCCACUGUCAAUGUGGUGGCUGUGCUGGCUCGUGCCGCCAAUAUGGCACUCUUCCGCGAUAGCCGAGUCUCGGCCAUCUUCGUAGGCAAGAACGUGGUGGCACUGGCCACCAAGGCCUGCACGUUCCUCGAGUACCGUCGCCAGGUUCGCGAUUUUCCACCACCUGCGCUUGCACUUGAGCUGCAACCACCGCCUUCCCAGCGCAACUCGGUGCCGCCUCCUCCACCACUGCAUGGCCCGCCAGUGCGCCCCCACGGGCCCUCACCCACGCGGGAUGCGCUGGACACGUGACAGCCCCCCCCCCCCGCGCGGGCCGCACAGACGCUGGACUAACUGCGCGCGGUUUGCAUGGGAUGGGAUGGGGCAGGCUCCCCUUAGGGACAGGUGUUGUGAAUGCAUACCUGUGCAGUGCCUGCGGUGCCUGGGGCCAUGUCUGCUUCUUCAUCUCAGGAAUCUCUCGGACCACGGACUCUCAGCCUCCACUCCACUAGCUCGCCUCGAUGCAAAGGCAGCUGGUGAGGCCUGGUCUUGAGUGGAGAUGGCUCAACCCCUGCCUGAUGCGGGGCUGCCGGGAUGGGAGGGCGGGCAGUGUUCCAGGAGAUCUGGACCUAUGGUAGGGGCUUCUGGCUCAGAGUUUGGGGCCAAAGAGGCCUCUGUCAUUUUAAAGACUUGUGUUUACAGUUUUGUACCCAAA